Messenger RNA from Drosophila biarmipes, 2702 nucleotides. Its product is annotated as trichohyalin. The record is from RefSeq and is a predicted model, not a curated record. Bases 73 to 2415 code for a protein of 780 amino acids. NCBI's taxonomy places the organism in Eukaryota, Metazoa, Arthropoda, Insecta, Diptera, Drosophilidae. The transcript has 2 exons.
UGCUGGCGAAACAGCAGCGAACUGAAUCUUCGAUCUUCUUCUUCGGUACCUGACGACCCAGCACCAACCGAGAUGAUGAGGUUCCGGCUCAGCGUUGUGCUCCUGCUCCUCCAACUUGGCUGUCUGACCUUGGCGUUGGCCAGCAGCAGGCUCUCCUGCGGCGACACCUCGGGCAGUGCCAUCUGCAAGGACACCCAUCGCCGCCUGGAUAACUACGAUGAGCACAUGGUCUACAGACAGGCCGCGGACGAGGCGCAGAGAGGAGUGCCCGUCGAGUCGGUGGCCCGCGAUGAUCGUGGACACGAGAGGCGCGAGGAAACGAGGGUCAGGGUGGACUCUUCGGUACGCUUUGAACCCCGUGAAGCUCGGGAGGAGCGAGUGGAGCGACGUGAAGCUCGUGAGGAACGAGUAGAUCGCAGGGAACGAGUAGAUCGCCGAGAUACUCACGAGGAACAAGUAGAUCGCCGAGAUGCUCGUGAGGAACGAGUAGAUCGCCGAAAUGCUCGUGAGGAACAAGUAGAUCGCCGAGACGCUCACGAUGAACAAGUAGAUCGCCGAAAUGCUCGUGAGGAUCGAGUAGAUCGCCGAGAUGCUCGUGAGGAACAAGUAGAUCGCCGAGAUGCUCGCGAUGAACGAGUAGAUCGCCGAGAUGCUCGCGAGGAACGAGUAGAUCGCCGAGAUGCUCGCGAUGAACGAGUAGAUCGCCGAGAUGCUCGCGGGGAACAAUUAGAUCGCCGAGAUGAUCGUGAGGAACGAGUAGAUCGCCGAGAUGCUCGCGAGGAACGAGUAGAUCGCCGAAAUUCUCGUGAGGAACGAGUAGAUCGCCGAGAUGCUCCUGAGGAACGAGUAGAGCGACUUGAUACCCGUGAGGAACGAAAAGAACGUCGAGAUACUCUUGAAAAUGCAGUUCAGCGACGUGAAGCUCGUGAGGAACGAAUGGAGCGACUUGAUACCCGAGAGUAUAAGGUAGAGCGACGAGAUGCUCGUGAGAGCCGUUUAGGGCGUCAAGAUGCUCGUGAGAAUCAGGUAGAGCGACGUGAUAAUCGUAAUGAACGAGCAGAGCGACUUGAUACCCGUGAGAAUCGAGUAGACCGACAUGAUGCUCGAGUAGAGCGACGUGAAGAACGAGUAGACCACCGAGAGUCUCGUGAGUCACGCAAUCAACAACGUGAAGACCGUUUGGAACUGGUUGAACAACGUGAGGAGCGGGAAUUGAGCAGGCGACAGGAUGAAUCUCGGCGAGAAGCAGCCAACGAGAGGCGCGAAGAACUCCGUGUAGAGCGCGAGAUGUCCAGGCAUGAAGAACGCGAGAGUCGUAGUGACGACAGAUCUAACGUUGAGAGAGAGCUCUCCAGACGCAUGGAACGAGAAUCUGAGCUGCGCAAUGAGCGAGAGAAUCGGCGACAAACAGACGGCGAAAUUCGUGAGCGAGUGGAAGAACGCCGAGACCAACCAGACCACUCCAGACGCGAACAGCGGGUAAAUCGAGUGCGAUUCGAAGUGCAACGAGUGAAUGAAGUCAGGGAUAAGCGAGACAAUUCUCGGCGAAGCGAUGACCUCCGUCGCAAUGAACGAGACUCUGCUAGGCGUGAGGAGCGAGAGGAAACUCUCAGGGAACAGCAACGAGAAGACCUUCGCCGAGAAGACCGUGAAUUCUCCCGUCGAAUGGAACGCAAUGAGCGACAGAAUAUUCGUGAUGUAGAACGAAGGGUUGAACUUGAAGGAGAUAGGCGAUCGGAAAGGCGCAGCGAAGAGCGGAGAGAAGAUAGGGAAGUUCUUCCAAAGGACGAGCGCAUCUCAGCCCGACGAGAAGAUCGUGAAGCCCGCGAUGGAAGAAUGGAACAACGAGCAGAGCGGGAUAAUCUGAGGAGAGAAGACCGCGAGACCUCCCGACGAGUGGAUCGACGAGAAGAGCGAGAGCAGCGUGAGGGACGAGAGCAGCGAAAGGAAGAAGCCACUCGUCGAGCGGAGCGCGCUAAUCUGCGAAGAGAAGAGCGAGAAGUUGAAAGAACAGAUGAACGAGAAGAGGGACGCCGAGUGGUAGUAACUCAGCAAAGGGAGGAUCUUCGCAGGGAAGGAAACGAAAAUCAAAGAGAAACUCUCCGCCGAGAAGAACGUGUUAACCUGCGAAGAGAAGAGCGAGGAAUGGCGAGGCGUGAGGGACUUGAAAAUUUCCAACGAAUCGAUCGCGAGCUUUCCCGACGGGAGAUUCGUGAGCCCUUGGAGGAGCGUGUUCUUCUGACCACCCAGGUCAAGACCAAGGGCUGGUUGAGCUACGGCAAACGAGAACUGCUGAUGACCGGACAGGUCCUCCUGCUGGCCGCUCUCUACAAGAAGUCCACGGCCAGUGGCAAGGGACUGGGACAUGCUUUAAGCGAGCAGAUUCAGGGCUACCUGCAGGCCAUGGGCUGCUAGGCAGUGCAAAGGAAAAGGCUCUCCCCACCCGAAAUUGGAACGGCAAAUGGAUAUGGAUCAAGGCGAAACGGCGUUACUACCCCCUGGAAAAUGCAAAAGGACCCGAAAGCGAGCGACGAGCAGAAGGAUGGGAUGGGAUGCUCUGUCGGAGCAUUGUACAAUUUAAUCCAACUGUUACUGUAACCAAGAAAAGAAAAAAGAAAACCCCACUGUUAUAGCCAGCAAGGGCAUAACGAAAAUAUAUGUUGCGAUGCUCGAGUAGCCGAGCAUCUGCAAGCUGCAUUGCA